Molecule: messenger RNA, 8841 nt
Organism: Xyrichtys novacula (pearly razorfish)
Lineage: Eukaryota; Metazoa; Chordata; Actinopteri; Labriformes; Labridae
Source: the annotation of a GenBank genome assembly
GCACAUUUACAGUAACGUUCGUGAACAGCCACAAAGUAUCACACAAAGAAGAAAACGAAGCCGAGGCUAGUGAGCUAGCCUGACUGUAGAUUGAAUUCUGAGUAAUAUGGCAACUGUGCUCCCCGUCAGACCUCCCUGUGAUAGCAACCCCGCUACCCCUGGAGCACAAUCCAUUAAGGUAAAAUUCACAUUUAAUAAAAACACGGACAACCGUAUGCUUUGCGCGGAUAGCCCCAAACCUUGGCGAGCUCUGCUAACCGCUAGUUAGCUAUCGAGCCAUGAAUGAGCAUCAGCGUCUUCAGCGUCCUCUCUUUGUUUUUAUGACACUGAUUAUAACCUUUAACGAGCCGUGCACACAAACACGGAUUUUAUUCACACUGAAGCAAGAUAUCAUAUCAGAGAUAUCUGUUCACAUUAUUUGAUUAAGGGUGGUUUAACAUCGACAGUGUAAGCUUAAUUUUCCCCGAGUCGUAACUUUGUCAACAAACUCAGCAAACUCGCACUUUGUUUCACUCGGACGGAUCAAUAAGAAAUCCUCGUUGUUUGUCCUGUUAAAUAGUUGUUGUGGCUGAUGAUACUGCUGUUAAACAUGGCUCCAUCACUUGCAGUAAACAGACAAAUGUAAAAUAUCUUCUGCUCACUGUGUCCUCUAGCAGAUGUAAACUCAGUUUUUAUUUCAUUUAACACAAACAUUUGCAGUCGUUAUGAGCUGUGUAGUUUUUUUUUUUGUAAGAACUGCAGUUUCUUAUUGUAAGUAAUUCUGAUGAUUAGUUUAAUUGUGCGUUGAACGAUUAGGCCUCUAUUAGGAGAUGUUAGAUGAUGAUUGUUUUACAGUGUAUUCCGAUUGAAGCAAGACCAGCAGGUGGAUCAGUGUCCAUCAGAACAGGACACUUUGACACUGGGAGAGGGAAUUAUGUAACAGUCAUCACCCAAUUUUAGGACAUCCAUUUUAAUUUGACAUUUUAAUUUCUUAUUCUUCUUCUGGUCUGAAAAUAACAACUUUCUAUACUGUAACCUUUAUUUUAUUGUUGAUUUUUAACUUUAAAGUGCUUUAUACUGCUCUGUGUAUGAAUGGUGUUUUAUAAAUAAUCACAAUACACUGUUUGCUAUUUAGAUGAAACAUCACUUUUAAGCAGACUUAGAGGGUCUGCUUGGGGUAUUAAAACAGCCUGGGCCUUUUCCAUAAAUGAAUGAAAUUAUAAAAUGCUCCUCUAAAAAUUAUGGCACUUGUCGCGUUAGGGUCGCUGUUGACUCGGUUAAAUCAAUAUCUUAUAAUUAGAGCAAAAACUGAAAUCCUAAAUGCACUGUCAGGCACCAAUCAUGUGACAUUUAGGAAAUUCUCAUUUUUCCAUGUUUUUCCCUGCACAAAAAAACAACAUUGGGCACGUCCAGACAUGUGAGAUCAAUUCAGUAUAGAUGUCUGUAUGAGGGGUAUACUGACAAAGAAAGACCCAGAGGACCACAACAAAAAAUAUUAUCAGCAAUAUUUUCAUGGAUAAUGAAGCCUAACAAGGUAACCUAGAGAUGAGAACCAAAUUGGAUGAUAGAGAAUUGUUUUAACAGCUGAUUGAAGACACAGGUCAAACCGACCCUUAACAUAGUGGGUGCGUAGUAACAGCUAACACAGGAGAACUCAGUGAUGAGUGGUGAUGGUCAGUUUCUCACUCAUAAUUUUUUUAGGUCCCCUCAGUCACACAGUGUAGAAUUUGCUGGUGUAAUCAUAAUGUUGUUGAAUGAACAGGAUAGAAAUGGUGUCAUUUCUGUUUUGAUUGACAGGAGGAUGUUAUAGAAGAGGUGUCUAAUGAUGGUAGCCAGCCUCCCAAAAGGAGGAGGAUGGGGUCAGGGGACAGCUCUCGCAGCUGUGACACCUCUAGUCAAGAGCUCGGGUAGGUUUGCUUUGAAUGGCACUUCAUGCCAAAGGGGCUGAAAAAACACUAAGAUCUUACCUUUGAUGCUUUAUAUUUUCCUCCGCGACUCCCUCCCAGCCCCACUUAUUUCCCUGCAGAAAACUUGACAGAGUACAAGUGGCCCCCAGAUGACACAGGAGAGUAUUACAUGUUACAGGAGCAGGUCAGCGAAUAUCUGGGAGUCACAUCCUUCAAGAGGAAAUACCCUGGUAAGACUAAAGUAACAAAACCGGAAUAGUUAUAUCGCUGUUAAAGGAUUUAGGGGUGACCUCUUUUCUGAUUUAGCUGAUGUAUAGAAUGAGGUCUUUCUUUAAUCUGAAACAUUGUUGUUUGCAGAUAUGGAGAGAAGAGACUUGUCUCACAAAGAGAAGCUUUACCUGAGAGAACAGAAUGUCAUAACUGAGACACAGUGCACUCUGGGUAAGAACGUAACCUUUCAGAUCAUUUAAAGUUACUGCACUACAUUAAAAUCUUUUAAAUUCUUUCAGGAUAGAGUCUCUUAUUGUUUUGAGAAGAUAAUCCUUGUGUGUUUUUUGUAUAUUCAGGCUUGACAGCUCUUCGGAGUGAUGAGGUGAUAGAUCUGAUGAUAAAGGAGUAUCCCGUCAAACACUCAGAGUAUUCAGUCAUACUGCAGGAGAGAGAACGGCAGAGAAUAGCAAAAGAGUAUUCUGUAAGUACAGCAAUAAAAGAAACAUCCAGGGGCUUGUGAUUAUUAGUCUUUUUAUCUGACAGUAAUGCAGGGAGUCAUCCCACUCACAGUGUUUUUGUCUUUUGUAGCAAAUGCAGCAGCAGAACCCUCAGAAGGUGGAGGCCAGUAAGGUUCCUGAGUACAUUAAGAAAGCAGCGAAAAAAGCUGCAGAGUUCAACAGUAACUUCAACAGAGAGCGUAUGGAAGAGAGGAGAGCGUACUUUGACCUCCAGACACAUGUGAGUCCAACCUGGAAUUGAAGAUGAUGAAAAUAAUUUUGAUUUGAAUCCAAAUGAACAGAAAAAAGAUGACAGAAAACAUUGAUCAUCUCGAAUAUUUUUUCCUCUUCUUUACACGUGUGUCACUAUUCAAGCUGUCCUUCUGGCUUUUUUAGUGUUUAUUUAAUCAUGUAAUUAAAAUUCUCCAUCUUUUUAGAAAAAAAACAAACAAACUUGUUUUGUUGGCUUCCGAAUUUUUUACAUUUGCCGUGUUUUGUCUUAGAUUAUCCAGGUACCCCAGGGCAGGUUCAAAGUGCUGGCUCCAGAGCUGACAAGGACGGGGCCUUACCCUGUGGCUCUCAUACCAGGACAGUUCCAAGAUUAUUACAAAAGGUACAUGCCAGAACCUUUUCCUUAUGUACACUCAUUUCUAUUCAAAUUAUUAAGCGGCUUUUGAAUGAAAUUAAGAUGAUGUUUUUUGGACAGUCGACUCCAUGUAAUGCUGAGCUACAGUUUUAUUUCUGAUGCAUGGUUGUGCUGUGCAUGACAGGUACUCUCCCAAUGAGCUACGAUACUUGCCACUGAACACAGCACUGUUUGAGCCUCCACUGGAUCCAGAGCUGCCCGCCCUGGACUCAGAGCCUGAUUCAGAUGAUGCUGAGGAUGGCAAGGAUGAGAAAAAGAACAAGAAUUCAUCUGUAAGGAGUCUGAAUCUGUGCUAGAUCCCUUGUUCACACUUACCGUAGAAAUACGUGGUUAUAAAUUUUAGUUUGCCCUGUUUUUUUCCAAUCCUCUGUGCUCUCCAGGACAGUUCUUCAGGAAACGCAUCAGACUUGGAGAGUCAGGAGGGCGGAAGCGGACCAGGCAGCAAGUCCAAGGCCAAAGAUAGGACAUCCACUCCAGGAAAAGAUGGCAGCCACCGACAUUCAGCAAGCCACAAAGCCUCCGCAGGGUACAAGGUAGAGGACAAAACCACCUGAACUCUUCUCCAACAACAGCAGCAGCACUUUUUCUACCCCCUCCUCCUCUUUCUACUACUACCACUCCCUUAAUCCAUCCAUCCUGCCACCCCUCCCUAGCUUUCUUCACUUUGUUCUCCAGCUUCUACAGUUUGUCAGCUUUUUGGCUGGGACAAUGUGGUCCACACAAACACAAACACACUCACACAGAGGGGGCUGUCUUCAGUUUUUUUAAAACCUUUUUUUUUUAUUACCAUGAGACUUUCCCCCAUCUUUUUAUCAGACUGUGAGCAAUAAGAACAUUUUAAAGGAACAGCUUGCUUGUUUCUUCUUCACUGCACUUUCACUUUUUGUGUUUUCAGAAAAGACGAGUUUGAUCUUUUAAAAGUUUUUUUCUUCUUUUUGAAUGUCUCCAAAAUACCUCUUGUCUGUCCUCACUUGUCAAAAAAAGAUACAUCUGAGACAAGUAAGUGGAUGUUUGGCUGCUAGUUUUCCUUUUUUUCAAUUAAAAAUAACAAAGUCUUUUUUGUUACACUGAUAUAGAAAAUAUAAACCACGAACCGUUUGUGGUUGCUUUUAAAGAUAGUUAUUGUUAAACACUAGAGAACCUUUUAUAUCUGAAGUGUUGAAGACACUUAACCCUAAUGUUUGAAGUAUGUUCUGGUUUGAUGAUAUCCUUUGUUCAUACACCAUGUGAUGUACUGUUAAUCUGUUAAUCAGCGUCAAACAGCUCUUUGACUGGGAACAUACUUGUCCCUAUAUUGUCAAGUGUAAGAGGUGAGGACUUGUUGACCGUGCUCCCACUGUUGCUGAGCUGAGCGACCAGUUGUCUCAGUAGCUGUCUGGGUUCAGAGCCUCACAUGAGUGUACGUCUCUCAAACACCCAGCCCAUGGCUCGUCUCUGGUUGUCACUUUAAGUAGACAUCUGCAGUUUAGGGGGGGCAGAUAAGUGAACCAUUCUCUCCUCUGCUUUCUCUUGUAUUUCACCUACACUUAACAUUGAUAUGAAAAACCCAUUUCCAUCACAUAGACUAUACUGGUGUAUUUCCAUUAAUAAGAGUAUGACGAGCUUUGCUUGGUCCAACUAAGUUCAGCUCAGCUUUGAGGUGUGGGCAUGGUCCUCAUCUAUAGUCUGUUUAGAAUAGUUCCCAGUUUUCGAGGGACUAAGUUUGAUUUUACUUUAGUUCAAACCUUUUUUGUGCAUUUAUCAGACCGUUCAGCGGGCUUUACAAGUCAGUACUAUAAAACCCCGUCUGUUUUAGCGCUUAUGAUGACGAAAGCACCAAGAGAAGGAACAGCUUUGGGUCAAGUCUUGAGCUAUCAUCUAUAGUUUUCUAACUGAAGACUUGGCUCUUAGUGUCACUCCUUGUGUCACGAAAUGUGUCACUCCUCCUUUUUAAUUUGCUGACAUAUUGGCAGAAAGAAAAGAAAAGAAAAAAGAAAAGUUAAAUGAUUUCUACGGACUCCCAUGUUUCUUCUAGACAGCACAUGUUACAGCUGAUUAACGUUACUCCGCUCUGGUCUGCUACCAUGAACUGUUUAUAUAUAGUGGUUUAUGAUGACCUCCUGAUGAGUGAUGUGCUAUUUUACAAACAGCUCAUAAAUAAAAACCAAUUAUGAACAACAAAGGUUGAAUUAGACUGACUAAAUGUGUCUGCAGAAGUAUUUUCUUUAUUUUGUGAUACGUGUUGCAUGUUCCAUACAUGUUAAACCAUCAAUGUGAUGUUUAUUUCAGUGUAAUGGUUGCAGAAAUUUAUCACUGUGUCCCAAAAAAGACAUUAUGAAUCAUCAAUGUUGGAGCAAUUGUUUGACCUUUUAAUUCUGGUGAAAAAAGUUUUGGAUGUUACUGCAUUUUGGCAGAACAAGAGAUGUUUCUGAUACUGGUGUUAGUACCAGAGCAACUCCAGUUAUGAGGCAUGGCUAGUAGGUCAGCAUUUACAGAAGAGAGCUAAAGAAAAAGACAAGAUGUUUCACCUCAAUGAGCCUCUGCUCUUAAAUCAGUGCAGUCAGUCUGUCUCUGUGUGUCUGCCUCUAAGGGAUACAAGGUGCUGAGAGCUUAACAACAUUUCUAUUGAAUGUAAACGUGCUUCAAAGUGAAGAGUUUGAGAGAUUUAAUUCUCCCAGUUCCCAUAUUACAGUUUUCAUAUCAAGCUAAUUUUGUCAUGUAAACAUGAACAAACCAGCCGAGUAUAACUUUGUUUGGAUAGUCCUAUUGAGUAAAUGUAUUGACUCAUCAAGCAGUAGUAGAAAUAUGGCAUUCAGCUCCUCUUUUUUCCUGUUUCCUUCUUCUGCUGCUGUCUAUCUGUUAGAUUAGCCCUCUGUUUUGUGUCUGGUCUGUGAUUUUCAUCAUUAUCAAACCAUGUGCUUAUUGACUCAUAGUUUUGUACCCAUUGCUGUUAAACUGACUCUGACCUGCUGUCGUCUUGUGAGGGGACAUUUUGAUGAAGGAUGACACUAACUUAAUAUGUAAAGCUGGACUUGUAGACUGAAAAACAAACCCAAGUUCUCCAACCAAAUUCAAAUAAAUCUCCUACCUGAGUACAGGUUUGUGUUUUUAGGGUUAUUAAGUGGACUGCUGAAACAAACUCUACUUACAUUCAUAUUUCAUGUUCUCAAGAUCAUUGCUGAACAUUUAUAAAGUUUUGUUGAAGUUUAAGUUUAGAGUCUUGUAUGGCAUCCUUUUAGUAAGUUGGGCUUGUAAAGAAGCGUUUAAGGUUUAAAAGUGUAACAUCCUGAUUUGAAUGUCCCUAACUCCUCUUAUCCCUUUCCUCUGGUCCUGUCCUCUGUCUCAGUUGAACUAAGAGAUGCUGUGCAUAGUGAUAGCAACUCUCCAGAAGUCUUAUCACUGUCAAAUUCAAUAGUCUUAAAAGAUAAACAAAGAACGAAAUAGAAAGUAGGUGCCACAUAUUCGAGAGAGGGUCAGAGAUCUAAAUUAGUUUCUGUGUUUUCUCCAAUCGUGAAACGUUUGUUGAACUACUUUUGUGUCCAUGACUUUAGGAAUAUUGUGGUUUUAUAGCAUUAUUCUGCCCUUGCAGCCUAAGGUCAUUCCCAAUGCUAUAUGUGGCAUUUGCCAGAAGGGUAAAGAGGCCAACAAGAAGGGCAAGCCGGAGGCUCUCAUUCACUGCUCCCAAUGUGAUAACAGCGGUAAGUUCACACUGUUGAUUUCUAUGGACACUUUCUUGUUUUUGCAAUUAGAGCGUAACUCAGCAACUCCUAGUGCCAACUUAAUUACAUCCAUCUAUCCUCUGAAUAUAGCUGUUAUUUAUUUGAGCAGUGCCUAUAACUGAAUAUCACAUUUGAUUUUAAUGAUACAUAAAACCGAGUAAUAAUCAAAAUGUUUAAUUUUUAUGCAAAUGCAUCCAUACUAUAAUCAAUGAAAGGACAUGCUUGGUUUAAUAUAUGAAUUAAUUAUAUUGUUUGAUUGCUUUGAGAUUUAACAUUUGAUAAGGAAAGUAUCAUCUGAAGUGGUGUAUAAAAUUCACUUAAAGACUGAAGAAAGGCGGUGCAGAGAUUUAUGUGAAUGUGGCCUCCAGUAUGUCUGCAAAUAUAACAUGAACAACAUUGGAAAAUCAUGACACAUAAAACUAUCCUUUUCCACAUAGCCUUUGCAAAUGUCUGUUUCUCUGUGUGUCGUUUGCCAAUGUGCAUUUGUCGCUAUGUCCACAAACUUCAGGGCACCCGUCCUGCCUGGAUAUGAGCGAGGAGCUUGUGCGUGUCAUUCAGACGUAUCGCUGGCAGUGUAUGGAGUGUAAAACCUGCACCGUGUGCCAACAGCCCCACCAUGAGGACGAAAUGAUGUUCUGUGACAAAUGUGACCGAGGGUAUCACACAUUCUGUGUGGGCAUGGACUCCAUACCCAACGGUAAGCUGUUGUAGAUACUUGAGAGUAUUUAUAGCAUAGUCUGCAGCAAGAAAACACCAUGUCUACUUUUAAUUCAUUUCCUUUGUCUCCUCAGGUCUUUGGGUGUGUGAAGUUUGUGACAAAAAUUUUAACACACCCAAGAAAAAGGGAGAAGCCAAAACACCUAAAAAAGCUAAAUCUGCUAAAAAAUAGCUUUUGUUUCCGACCACAGUACCCUGACCAAACUCUACACUCAUGCACUGUCUCUUGUCCAGCUAUUUUCAAGUUAUUUAAUUGUUAGGUAUGCUAUCGUUGUGAAAUAAACAAAAAUAAAUGUGUGGCCCAUCUUCCAAAUGGAAAAAUCCAAAAGUAAGAUCUUAACCUGCUGUUACUCUGUGUCAGGUGAAAAUGAACGUAUUUUACUUAUUUUCUCGAAUCGCAAUCAGUGUAGAAAUGCAGAAUUUGUAUUUAAAAUCUUUGAGACCAAAUUUAAUUAAUAAAAACAUUAACUGUGUUGCAUUAACUGUGCAACCUCAACCACCAUUUAGUAGAUUAUUUUAACAGUCGGGUAGGAAAUUCAUCCAAGUGUAAUGCAGUAAUUCCUGUUAUUUUUACCACUAACAAAACAAGUGCAUUCCUUUUUCAUUAGACUGAAGAGUCAUGGUGUAUUCUAACAUGUCUACAGUGAUGAGCUGUUUCAUUUGAACAUGGUGCUUUUGAUCCAAAACUACUGAAAAAUGUUGACAAGCGGUUACUGGUUUAAAUCGACUCUUUUCAAAAUACUUUCUAUGUAGGUUAAUUUUCUUGUAUCUCAUAAACUUAAGUUUUUAUAUUUUUGAUUAAUGCGUAAUAAUCCAGGCCAGUGAGGAGUACUGUUAUCCAAAGUCUUAAAUGACGACACGGUGCUAUUGAUGUUGUGUAAUAGACACUGACUGGUAGACACCAGUCAUCAGGUAUUUAUGUGUGAGUUUUCAGUACUGGAACCAAUAUUUGUGUUAACGUUGUUGUCACCCCUUGACUAUCAAUAAUCAGAUGUGUAGCCACUGUGUCCGCUGGUGUUUUUGCAGUUGAUUGGAAAUAAGAGUCUCAUGAAUUUUGUGACUUUAGUUUGUUUUGAAUUUUGUUUUGGUAUGCAGGUUUUUUGAGAAAUGUUUGAAUCUAAAAAUGUCAGCCACUGAAUGAAAUUGUGCUUUCUUUUUUAAUAAAAGCUACUUAAAAAAAAAAAAAA